This is a messenger RNA of Pistacia vera, 1625 nucleotides long. Its product is annotated as 3-ketoacyl-CoA synthase 6. Gene Ontology annotation, molecular function: acyltransferase activity, transferring groups other than amino-acyl groups. The transcript has a single exon. The coding region runs from base 88 to 1578 and encodes 496 amino acids. NCBI's taxonomy places the organism in Eukaryota, Viridiplantae, Streptophyta, Magnoliopsida, Sapindales, Anacardiaceae. Gene Ontology annotation, biological process: fatty acid biosynthetic process. Gene Ontology annotation, cellular component: membrane. The record is from RefSeq and is a predicted model, not a curated record.
UAUUACCCUCAAUCCUUCCUCAUCUUUCUUUCAUCACCAACAUUUCUCUUCUAUCUUUCAUCUCCAACGCCUAAUACUUCCACAACAAUGCCUCAAAUCUUGCCUGACUUCUUGAGUUCUGUUAAACUCAAGUAUGUUAAACUUGGUUACCAGUAUCUUGUCAAUCACAUUCUUUACCUCUUGCUUGUGCCCGUCAUGGUAGCUAUUCUCCUCGAGGUUCUUCGUUUAGGCCCUGAGGAAAUUGUCAAUCUUUGGCACUCGCUUCACUUUGAUCUUGUCCAGAUUCUUUGCUCUUCUUUCCUCAUCAUCUUCGUCGCCACCGUUUAUUUCAUGUCCAAGCCGAGAACCAUUUACCUAGUGGACUACGCUUGUUACAAACCUCCCGUGACCUGCCGUGUCCCCUUUGCCACCUUCAUGGAGCACUCCAGGCUCAUCUUGAAGAACAACCCUAAGAGUGUUGAGUUCCAGAUGAGAAUUCUUGAAAGGUCCGGUCUUGGUGAAGAGACGUGCUUGCCUCCGGCUAUUCACUACAUUCCUCCAACUCCAACUAUGGAGGCUGCAAGAGGAGAGGCUGAACUUGUUAUCUUCUCAGCCAUGGAUUCUUUGUUCAAGAAAACUGGUCUUAAGCCUAAAGACAUCGACAUUCUUAUAGUGAAUUGCAGUCUUUUUUCUCCAACUCCGUCUUUAUCAGCUAUGGUGAUUAACAAAUACAAGCUCAGAAGUAACAUUAAAAGCUUUAAUCUUUCCGGAAUGGGAUGCAGUGCAGGGGUUAUUUCUAUCGACUUAGCUCGUGAUCUUCUUCAAGUGCAUCCAAAUUCUAACGCAGUAGUAGUGAGCACAGAGAUCAUAACACCAAACUACUACCAAGGAAAUGAAAGAGCCAUGCUCCUUCCAAAUUGUCUCUUCCGUAUGGGUGGAGCCGCAAUCUUGUUAUCGAACCGAAGGUCCGAGAGUCGGCGAGCCAAGUACCGCCUGGUUCAUGUUGUUCGCACCCACAAAGGCGCAGAUGACAAGGCUUAUCGUUGUGUGUUUGAAGAAGAAGACAAAGAGGGCAAAGUAGGGAUUUCAUUGUCCAAAGAUCUCAUGGCAAUAGCAGGAGAGGCUUUAAAGUCCAACAUCACAACGAUGGGACCUCUUGUACUUCCCGCAUCCGAGCAACUGUUGUUUCUUUUUACUCUCAUCGGCCGUAAAAUUUUCAACCCUAAGUGGAAACCUUAUAUUCCUGACUUCAAGCAGGCUUUUGAACACUUCUGUAUCCAUGCGGGUGGAAGAGCAGUCAUAGAUGAAUUGCAAAAGAAUUUGCAGCUCUCAGCGGAGCACGUGGAAGCCUCAAGAAUGACACUGCAUCGAUUCGGAAACACAUCAUCUUCAUCUCUUUGGUACGAAUUGAGCUAUGUUGAAUCAAAGGGGAGGAUGAAGAAGGGAGAAAGAGUUUGGCAGAUUGCUUUUGGCAGUGGGUUUAAAUGCAACAGUGCUGUUUGGAAGUGUAACAAAACCAUCAAGACACCAGUCGAUGGGCCUUGGGCGGAUUGCAUCGAUCGAUACCCUGUACAUAUUCCGGAAAUUGUCAAGCUCUGACGCCACAAAAAGUUAAAAAAAAAAAAAAAAAAAAAAAAAAAAAAAAA